Molecule: messenger RNA, 2420 nt
Organism: Pistacia vera
Lineage: Eukaryota; Viridiplantae; Streptophyta; Magnoliopsida; Sapindales; Anacardiaceae
Exons: 9
Coding region: 70-2172 (700 amino acids)
Molecular function (GO): protein binding
Source: RefSeq, a predicted model, not a curated record
GAAAAUGGUCCGCUGUACCUGUUUGGAGACAGAAUAGAAUAGACAGAAAAAGAAAGGAAGAAAGAAAGAAUGGGGGGUGAAUUAGCAGCAACAGCAACAAUGACAAAGAAGAAGAAAAAGAAGGGACGCCCUUCCCUCUUGGACAUCCAAAAACGGUCCCUCAAACAACAACAAUUAGACCAACGUAAUCAACAACAACAACAACAACAACAACAAAACCCUAAUUCUUUCAAAUCUAACCGCCGAUCUACUCGACAAAACCCUAAUUCCAAUUACAAUGACGUCGACGACGACGAUGAGCGCAAAGAGAAGAAGCACAAGUUAUUACUCGGCUUGGACAAUUCUUCUAACCAUCAGCAACAACACUAUCCGAUUUCUUCGCCCGAUUUUUCCGGUCCUAAUUCGAUUCUUGACGGCAAGCGUCGCAAGAUCAACUCCAUCCAUACCGGAUCUGAUCAAACGGAAGAAAAGGUUUUGAAAGCGACGGACACUCUUCGUGGGUCACCGGUGGACUCCGGUCCCACGACGCCUUUGCCAGACAAAAAGUUGUUGGUGUUCGUUCUUGACAGGCUUCAAAAGAAGGACACUUACGGGGUGUUUUCUGAGCCAGUGGAUUCAGAAGAGCUUCCUGAUUACCAUGAGAUUAUUGCUCAUCCAAUGGAUUUCGCUACUUUGAGGAAGAAACUAGAUGGAGGGUCUUAUACCAACUUGGAGCAAUUUGAGAAAGACGUUUUUCUCAUUUGUUCCAAUGCAAUGCAAUAUAAUUCACCAGAUACGAUUUACUUCAGACAGGCACGAACCAUUCAAGAGAUGGCAAAAAAGGACUUCGAAAAUUUGAGGCAAGAUAGUGAUAGUGAACCACAACCUCAACCAAAAGUUGUGAGGAGAGGCAGGCCACCAAAGAGCUUGAAAAAGUCACUUGACACCUCUCCUUCUGAUCGUGCUGCUUGUGAGGUUUCCUCUGAUGCAACCCUUGCUAAUGGAGGAGAUAAUGGCAACUGGUCUAGUGCUCACAAUCUAAGAAAAGGACCAAUGCCAUCAUUCAAGUUUCGGACUGCUGAUGCAUUAAACAGGGCCUCUUAUGGCUCUCAUUCUCUUGCUGGUGAAACUUAUACUAGCUGGUUAUCGGAAUGGGAGAAUGAAUUUCCAGCUUCUGUUGUGAAGGCUGUGUUGAAGUAUGGGAAAAAACAAUCUACGUUAGAUGAGAAUAAACGCGACACCUAUGAGGACUCGUUGUCUUCUGGGCAUGAGCCAUCUGUUUUCACAACCUUUGAGGGAGAAUUGAAGCAACUAAUGGUGGUUGGUCUAAACUCUGAGCAUGGUUAUGCUAGAAGCUUGGCUCGAUUUGCCGCAGAUCUUGGACCAGUUGUUUGGAAAAUUGCUUCAAAGAAAAUUGAAAGUGUUUUGCCUGUUGGGGUCAAGGUAAGUCCUGGAUGGGUAGGAGAAAACAAGGUUAAUGAGCAGCAGCAGAACUUAUUUGCUGAAAAACAGAAAUCGUCAAAUAAUUAUAUGUAUGGUGACCGUUCAAGCAGACUUCUAUCUCCGACCACUUCUGGGUCAAACUCUGCUAUCGGAAACAGAUAUUCUAUGCAAGUUGGGGAAGAUAUGGAAAAUAACAGAGAAGUUAACUCCCAAAAUGAGCCAAUGUUUCUGGGUAAUACUCUUGGUGGGUUAAAACCUGCAUCUCGUUUUCAGUCUCAGUCAAGACCUGUAAUCCAUUCUGGUAUGAAUGGUUUUAGUGGUACUGGUGGUUUUGGAUUUAACUCUUCGCCUCAAGUGGGGACAGCAGGGCUUGGCACAGAACCUGGAAAGUCCAGGUUUGACAAUAGUUCAGUGCCUUCUGGAAUGCUUGGCGUGGUUCGAAAUGGCACCCAUCCCAUUUACUCAAUGCCCACAAAUGAUCAUGAUUCAAACCUUUCAAACGUGGCAGAUUGCUCAAGUAUUCGACACUCGGAAGAUUCCUUGGUCCUAGGCUUUGGCUCUAGGUCACAUACAGCAGUGGAUCUGGGGCUACAGGGGGAGUCAUCUUGGCAGGAAUUGUCAACAUUUAAUAAACAGGUGUUUCAUCCAUUUCCACCUGACCUGAAUGUUAGAUUCCUUGCGCCGGGGUCACCUAUUUCGAAUAUCCAGAUUAGCUCACAACAGCAGCCUGAUUUGGCAUUACAGCUCUGAUUAUGAAAUAAAAAAAAAAAAAAAAAAAACGACAUUUCCCUUCAAUUCAACUUGGGGUAUUGGAAGGUUAGGUUUUCCUUAAAGUUUAAUCUUUUGCCCAAAUAGGAAUAGCAUUGUGGCAGGCAGGCCAUGUUUCCCAUAUCUUUGAUUUUCGUGACUCCGAAGAGUUGCCACAUCGGAGAGUGUAGGGAAAUAUUUUGUACAGAUUAAUAUAUCCAUUUUUUUACCUGGUGGAAUUCACAGUUUAA